UAACAGCUAAUUUCUCGAUAAACAAAUUCGCGGCAUGUAACAUUAAAAAAUAUCACGAGGGAAUAUCCAAAUUUUCAGGUGAAAUCAAUGAAAUAUUAAUCUUGGCCAGUAAUAGGUCAAAUUAAAAUGCUAAAUUGUAUCGUACAGAAGCAAAUGUAUGCAUUAUGUAUCUUGGCUGUCCUUAAUUUGCGACAGCACGUUCAACAAAAUUGGCAAAUAAAUUCGACGAUGAAACGAUCCUCGUCUCAAGCUUCGUUGAAUUUGGUAAAAUGUAUCGAAUCUAAUAACGUGCCGUACAAGAGCAUAGAAGUAUCAAGCGACUUGAAAAAUAUCGUUAAAAAUAUUAACAAGGACAUAAAUCAACCGAACUGGGAGACUUCAUCGUCUUAUAUGCGGAUAUUUAUGAAAGGUGCAAAACAGAUCAUCGAUAAUAUCAGCGAAUCUAUCACGAAUCCGAAAACCAUCGCCAAUCCUCUUUCAAAGAAUAUCUUUGGCUCUGUCUUAUUUCUAUCGGGUAAUUCAUUAAACAAAUACUGGAACUGAAUAUUUUUUACCAACAAAAAUGAACCUCCUACUAUCGACUAAUGGACCGUUGAUAUAGAAAAAUUUACUUGGAGCAAUUAGGGGGUGCUCUUAAUAAUAUUUUCUACUUAUCCAACGGUUUCUAUGUAAUAACAUUUAUAGAUGAAACUAUCAAUCGAAAUAAAACUUUCUUCGAACCGAUAAUGUUUUCCCAACGGCGCCACGAACGAAUUCAAGAGUGAUUCUAAAAGGAGAAGAAGAAAAAAAAAAAUCUAUCUACACGUCCGUUAAAUAAAAUCGUACGAUUUUCUAUGUGUUAUCGUAAUUGUAUACGAAUAUAUUUAUAUAUUU
Messenger RNA from Vespula pensylvanica (western yellowjacket), 873 nucleotides. RefSeq lists its product as uncharacterized. The transcript is spliced from 3 exons. Bases 127 to 543 code for a protein of 138 amino acids. NCBI's taxonomy places the organism in Eukaryota, Metazoa, Arthropoda, Insecta, Hymenoptera, Vespidae. The record is from RefSeq and is a predicted model, not a curated record.